This is a messenger RNA of Drosophila guanche, 2733 nucleotides long. RefSeq lists its product as uncharacterized. The record is from RefSeq and is a predicted model, not a curated record. Bases 262 to 2301 code for a protein of 679 amino acids. The transcript has 4 exons. NCBI's taxonomy places the organism in Eukaryota, Metazoa, Arthropoda, Insecta, Diptera, Drosophilidae.
UUUUUGGCUGUUGCUUUGACUAAGGUAGGGCAGAGGUAGUGGUGGGAUUUUGGAAUCCAUCCCCGUCCGGGCCAGCAACCCCCGCCGUUUAGCCAUCACAAUCACAUCACGCUUCAACCCAAUCAUCUGGUUAUUGUUUAAGUGUUCUUCAAACCCCCCAUGAAAUCCCACAAGUGAAUCGGAUUUGAUUCAAGAGCAGGCAGUGCAGUUGUCCGUCGUUUGUCGUUUCGCGAUAUUCGGUUCGGGCACCAACAAAAAGUCAUGGAUAACCAGGACAACAAAAAUGGCGACUUGACCGCCACGGAGCUGGCCAACUUUCAGUUCUACAUGGAGAAGUGGUUCCUGCCGCCACUGGAUCUCAAGAAUGAUAUUGUUUAUUGCCAGCGGGCGAUGCGUGACUUUGUCAAGGUGCAUUCGCUGGUUUCGGAGGUGUUCUCGCAGCAGGAGGAUGCGGAUCCCGUGGCCAUGCGUCGCAUCUUGGACGAACUGGAGCAGGAGAUUUACGAGAUAAAUGCCGAGUGCCAGUACCAAAUGCUGCGCCUCGAUGAAGAGGUCGACGUUUUCCUCAAGAAACUGGAGGAGAUCCAAAUCAGAACCGACAUUAAUGAGGCCAAUGCGUACGUCUCCACGCUGUUAGUGCCUUUAAUUGCGAACGAAGACUAUAUAAUCAUUCCCCAGAAUGUGGCUAAUCGCGACAACGAGGAGACGCUCAUUCGCAAGCAUUUUCUCCUGUCGCAAGAGGGAGAGGAUCCACCCAUGAAUCUAAGCGAUCUCGAUGAUAAUAUUGCGCUCAUGCUGGGUCCCACAGACACGACCAUUCAAAUCGAACUGGAAAAUGGUGACACUGAGCAAGCCGAGACGCUGGAAACGUCAGAGGAUCAGGCGAAGCCAACACAGGCACAACCGAGUGUGCCACCAUCCUUACUUCGUUCGUUGCCUGACACUGUGUUCAGAAAAGGGGAGCAGAGCGAGAGCGAGCCCCCGCCGCUUCUAAUCGCCAACAGUACGCUGAAGCCGCAGCGUUCGCUAUUGAUACCAAGAAAGCAGCCAGAUAAAUUUGGCUUGCAACACAAGAAGCGCAUAUCGAGUACCUCACCGCCACCGUUGGCGCCCAUUACGAUUGAGUUUCCUCAGGCUCAGACUGAGGUUCAGGACACAUCGCAGACCGAGCUCUGCUUUGAGCAGAUCGAGGCCAGCCGCGGCAACUUGCGCAAGGUGCUGAAGCGGUCCAGGAAGACCAAGCAAAUGCCGCGCCUGUGCUACGAGGACAACGUGGAGCUGACGAAAAUAGAGACUGAUGUAAAGCGAAAGCCCGGGAAGAUGAGCAACGUUGCCAAAGCUUUACAAAACACUGCAACAUCAUCAUCCGUAGCUGAGAAGCCGGACAAGCAGCCACCAACACCGCCGCCGCUGCCAUCACCACCACUGCCGAAGCGACAGGGCACUGGGGCAGCAAAAAAGUCGUCCAAGCUGCCCAAAACCUUCCGCAAAUCGUCACCAGAGGUGCCGCCCGAGGGAACGGGAGCUAGAGUUUCGCCAUCAGCUUCAUCCGAUGACUCCACCACGCAGGAGUUGCAGCAGGAGCAGCAGCGUCUGUCCGCCUCGGCGGCCCAGUGGCGCGACGAGCCGCGCGAGACACGUGUCACGCCCGCCGAGUACGGCCAGGAGACAUUCCUGCGCAUCUUUGGCCUGUACACGCCCGAGGUGAUUACGAAACUCAGUCAGCGCCACUCGAAGCGCAAACGUCGUAAUGUUCAGAAUGCCAGCGGCGUUGACUUUCACUAUGGCCAGCAAGUGAAUGCCACGCUGGACACGCCGAUGGGUCGCCUAAAGAAGGUGAAGAACAAACCGGAGUUCCUGCUCUCGCCCAAGGAGAAGCGACUGCAGGCCAAGAAGGCCGAUGUCCGCAAGAGCAAGACUCCGGACAAGGCGGCCGCCGUUGAGGCGGCGCAGACUGCCAUGGCUGAUGGCGAGGAGGCUGUCGCUGGCAUUACUGCUGCCAAGUGCCGCAAGUGUCGCGGUGAAUGCCAGCAUUGCCGGCAGUGCAAGCGUCUCGUAGUAGGCAAAGACGACGGAGUUUGCGAGCUGUGUGACGGCGCCUUUCACAAAGACUGCCAUCAGCCCACAAAAAACCGGCUGCUGUUGCAGACACAAAAGAAACGCUGCCCAGCCUGCUGUGAGAAUCUGCUGUCCGCCAGCAGCAGCAACAACAACGCCAACACCUCCAACACCAGCAGCGGCAGCAACAGCAGCGGCAGCAGCAACACUACCAAAAAGUCAGGCGGGGCCCAGACCGUUUAACUUUCUUAUGUCUUCAAAUAUGCUUAACACGAACACACACACACCCCUCUAGUUUUUAAAACUAACAAAUAAUUAUCCACCCGCAACGAUAGAGAUCCCCAGAGGGAGUGAGAAAGAUCCCCAGGUAGCCCUUUGGCCUGGCUCUCGUUGCGAAGCCUUUGCAGUUUUUUGUUUGUUUUAAUGUUGCAUAGCAGUGGACAGCGGCGUCUGUGGCGGCCGCUUGCCGCUUUCGAGAGUGUUUUUUUUUUUUUCGAUAAUUAUUAGACAUACAUAUAAUUUGAUAUUUCUAAAGUUUAUUUCAAGCUACAGUUUCACACAUACCUAAAGCAGAAAUGUAUGUGCAAGCCUGUGCAUACGCGAGAGCAAGUGAUUUACGUAAUAAAAUACACUGUACGAAACAGGCGAAGGACUGUUUUCGAUGUUAAAAAGAAA